Molecule: messenger RNA, 1948 nt
Organism: Oryza brachyantha (malo sina)
Lineage: Eukaryota; Viridiplantae; Streptophyta; Magnoliopsida; Poales; Poaceae
Product: bZIP transcription factor 60-like
Exons: 2
Coding region: 159-1850 (563 amino acids)
Cellular component (GO): endoplasmic reticulum membrane; nucleus
Molecular function (GO): DNA-binding transcription factor activity
Source: RefSeq, a predicted model, not a curated record
GACCGCGACCAAAUCACGCACCUUUGGCACGAUCUUCUCCACCACCGUUGCCGAGCCCGCACGCUUCCGCCACCGCGCCGCGUCCGUGGAACCCUACUGCCCACUCGGCCAUCGCCGCCGCGCCGUGUGCGCCCGCCCGCCCGCCGGUGGCCGGAUCCAUGGCGGAGACGGACCUGCUCGCGCCCCCCUUUGGCGACCUCCCCUUCCAACCCGCCCCCGGCGACGGGUUCCCGGACUUCCCGGCCCUCGGCGGCGACGACGCGUUCGCCUUCGAGGAUUUCGAUCUGGAAGACCUGGACUUCGACUUCGACGUCGACGUCGACCUCUUGUCGCCCGAUGCGCCGCCGCCCCCCCCUCCGCUGGCGACGUCGUCCUCCUCGGCCGGAUCGCCCGGCUGUGGUGCCUCCUCCUCUAGUUGUAAGAACGAGGAGUCGGCGGAGUCGUCGUCGAGGAGCGCGGUUGGUGGGAGCGACGGGGGAGGCGGCAAGGGUGGGAAGGAGGACGAGGCGAGGCGCCGCGCGCGGCUGGUGCGCAACCGGGAGAGCGCACACCUGUCGCGGCAGAGGAAGAAGCAGUACGUGGAGGAGCUGGAGGGGAAGGUGAAGGUGAUGCAGGCCACCAUCGCCGACCUCACGGCCAGGAUCUCAUGUGUCACGGCCGAGAACGCCGCCCUCAAGCAGCAAUUGAGUGGCGUUGCUGGUGCCGGCGCCCCACCGCCACUGCCCAUGUACCCUGCGGUUUACCCUUUGCCGCCGCCAUGGAUCCACCCAGCCUAUGCGAUGCGUGGCUCGCAGGUGCCACUUGUGCCGAUACCCCGGUUGAAGACCCAGAGGCCUGCGUCCACGCCGGAGCCACCGGCCAAGAAGGCCCGAAAGACCAAGAAGGUUGCAAGUGUUAGCCUCCUUGGAUUGCUGUUCUUGAUGAUGGUCGGUGUGUGUUUGUUUCCUGCGAUAAAUCGGAUGUAUGGUGGAAUUGACGUGGGUGAAGGCGCUGUGUUUGGUCCAUCACAUCAUGGGAGGACUCUGGCUGUAGAAGGGCCACAAAAUAGUGUCUCAAAUGGUAUUGAUCAGAAGGUAACACAGAAUGGAAGCGAAACACUGCCGGCGUUGUUAUAUUUACCAAGGAAUGGGAAGCAUGUCAAGAUCAAUGGAAAUCUUGUUAUUAAGUCCAUUGUUGCAAGUGAGAAAGCUUCUUCCCAUUUGUCCAACCAAGGAAAGGAAGAGACUAGCUUAGCAAUCCCUGGUUAUGUGGCUCCACUAGAAGCUAGGGAAGUUAUGGAUUCUGCUAAAGGAAUGAGGAAUGAACUGAUGGCUUUGGCUCCUGGAGAUCGAAGCAUAUACCACGAGGAUGAUGGAAUGCAGCCGCAAUGGUUUAGUGAAGCCAUGUCAGGUCCCAUGUUAAACUCUGGGAUGUGCACUGAAGUAUUCCAGUUUGAUUUAUCUCCAACACCAGCUCAUGCAAAUGGCAUUGUUCCUGUCUACUCUGGGUCUAUGACUAACUCAUCACAAAAUUGUACUGAAAAUCUUCCUUCUGGCCAUGUUCCCAAGGUGAAGAACAGAAGGAUUUUGUACUCGGAAGCCAUCCCUUUACAAGGCUCAACAGCCAAUGAGACCGAUCACUUCAAAGCACCUCCCAAGAACCAGAGCCAGAGCCAUGCCAGUCGUAAGCCGGCUUCAUCUGUUGUAGUAUCUGUCCUAGCCGAUCCAAGGGAAGCCAGUGAUAGAGAUAGCGAGGGAAGGAUGUCUUCAAAUUCUCUGUCCCGCAUCUUCGUUGUCGUUCUUAUAGAUAGUGUAAAGUAUGUAACAUACUCUUGCGUCCUUCCUUUCAAAAGCCAUAGCCCUCAUCUGUAAACAAGUUUUACACCAUAGUCUGUAACAGGACGGAUCUCCAAAUGAGCUGAUUGUACUGUGAGAUGUUGAUAGAGACAUAUAGAGCUGCUUUUACUGAA